Limulus polyphemus (Atlantic horseshoe crab) is the source of this 1050-nucleotide messenger RNA. RefSeq names its product integrin alpha-PS1-like. Gene Ontology annotation, molecular function: integrin binding. The transcript has 8 exons. Lineage: Eukaryota; Metazoa; Arthropoda; Merostomata; Xiphosura; Limulidae. Gene Ontology annotation, cellular component: integrin complex; external side of plasma membrane. The record is from RefSeq and is a predicted model, not a curated record. Gene Ontology annotation, biological process: cell adhesion mediated by integrin; integrin-mediated signaling pathway; cell-matrix adhesion. The annotation marks the transcript as partial.
CAUCUUAGCAUCCAUUAAGGAGGACCAGUGGUUAGGUGUUUCUCUAAGAAGUCGGGGGAAAGGAGGGUCUGUAAUGACGUGUGCGCAUCGCUACAUUCAGAAAAGAGGAGAAAGUCAGUGGGGUUUUGGCAUCUGCCAUUCACUAACUCAGAACCUCCUGUACCGAAAGCAGUGGGACCCCUGUAAUGGACGUCCAGUGAACAAAGGACACGAGCAAUAUGGCUACUGUCAGGCCGGCACAAGUUUAGAUCUCAUGGACGAUAACAAUAUAGUUCUCGGAUCACCAGGUCCAUACACCUGGCGAGGAACUGUUUUUGUUAACAACCUUGGGGAAGGAAUACGAGAUGAUAGAAAAUGGUACAUUGGACCAUUGGAUGAGUCUCCAGUAGAUAAGUAUAGUUACCUAGGCAUGGCUGUGACUUCAGGAAAAUUCUUUGGAAAUCAGAAAAGUUUCGUGGCAGGGGCACCUCGUUCACAGGGCACGGGUCAAGUGGUCUUUUUUCGUAAGGAAAAAAAGGGUAUCACUGAUCUUACAGUAGAGCUGAUGUAUUCGGGAAAACAGAUUGCUUCAUCAUUUGGAUACUCUCUCACUGCUUUGGACAUAAAUCAUGAUGGAUAUGAUGACCUGGUUGUUGGUGCUCCAUUUUAUUUUAGUGACCAUGAAGGAGGAGCUAUUUAUGUGUAUUUGAGCUCUGAAACAGGAAUAGGUACAGACACAGUUCCUAACUAUUACACUGGAAAACCUGAGUCAAGGUUUGGUUUUGCAAUUGCCAGUGCUGGAGAUCUGAAUAGAGAUGAUUUCACUGAUUUAGCUGUUGGAGCACCGUACGAAGGAACAGGAGUAGUGUACAUCUACCUCGGAUCAAAGACAGGAUUGAACAAAGAGCCAUCUCAGAUAAUUCAAGCUUCAGACUUUCCUAAGCAAGUGUUGUCACGUACCAACCUUGCAACGUUUGGUUACUCUAUCUCAGGAACCUUAGAUCUUGAUGGGAAUGGCUACCCAGAUUUGUUGAUUGGAAACUAUGAGAGUGACACAGUGACUUUGUUAUG